UCUUUGGCUUUGAUUGCUCUGUUUCUCUCUCUCUCUGCCUCUUUGUUCUUCAUAAUUCUUUACAAGUUACUAGAGAUGUGUUUGAUAAUGAAAGCUGAUGAUCACGACGGUUGUGUGCUAGUCGCGCCUCAGAAUUUCGCGAUGGUUGAAAACGGUAUUUACCGAUCUUCGUUUCCUAAACCAGAGCAUUUCGGUUUCCUCACAGCCCUUAAUCUUCGUUCCAUCAUUUAUCUUUGUCCUGAACCAUACCCGGAGGAGAGUUUGAAGUUUUAUGAGGCCAACAACAUCAAGCUUUUCCAAUUUGCAAUCGAAAGUCAAAAGGAUCCUCCAACUCCAAUACCAGAGGAUACAGUUAUGGCUGCUCUCAGAGUGUUAGUUGAUGUAAGAAACCAUCCGAUUCUCAUUCAUUGCAAAGCUGGGAAGCAUAGGACAGGUUGUUUGGUGGGAUGCUUAAGAAAAGUUCAGAACUGGUGCUGGUCAUCUGUGCUAGAGGAAUACCAAAAGUACGCGGGUUUGAAGUGCAGACAGAGGGACAUGAAGUGUAUUGAGACAUUUGAUACCGUGAGCUUGAGGCAGUGUCUCUUGAGCAUUAUGUACCGUUAUCUCGGUUAUGGCCCUAAUAGGAAAAGGUUGCUCUAUGGAGAAGAAAAUGUCCAGACACCGAAACCGCAGGCUACCAAAGUUUGACAAUGAGAGCAACCAAGUGUGACAUGGUUUGGGUAUAAGUUUGAGAUUCAAUUUAUAAGUAACUAGAUGAUUCUUU
Messenger RNA from Brassica napus (rape), 763 nucleotides. RefSeq names its product tyrosine-protein phosphatase DSP3-like. Gene Ontology annotation, cellular component: cytoplasm. The record is from RefSeq and is a predicted model, not a curated record. Gene Ontology annotation, biological process: protein dephosphorylation. The transcript has 5 exons. The coding region runs from base 76 to 687 and encodes 203 amino acids. Lineage: Eukaryota; Viridiplantae; Streptophyta; Magnoliopsida; Brassicales; Brassicaceae. Gene Ontology annotation, molecular function: phosphatase activity.